AUGGCAGUUCGACAUUCUCCGCCUGCCACUCGAAACCGUGGAAGCCAACAUGGCUCCCCUUCUCAAAGAGGAACCUCCUCAACUCGCGGCUCUCGUGGUCGUGGUAGCGCUAGACUUGGCACCGAAUCAGCACCACCACAUCUUCCACCACCUCCCAACAUUCCACCAGUCAACCCACCAGAAAACCAACACCACCACUCUCCGCCCAUAUCUUCUUCCAACCUACAUGAGCAAAGCCCCCCGUUUGCAUCCAACGAACAAACUCUCCAACAUGUUUCAGCAGAUCAGUUCACUUCCACGCCUAUGGAUCACCGAGAACCUCCUCCUCAUCCUGAGUUCAAUCGAACUUAUCACCCGCAACCACGAAGACUUCAACCUUUGUCAUUUGAUGAUUUUAUUGGACAACCAGCAAUUUCUCAACCUCCUUCAAACACCAAUCAGAUCACCGCUAGACUUGACAAACUUGAUAAGCUAGCCCCCCAUGUAGAACGUUACAUAUCUAAAGUCCCCUUAUUGGAAAAUGACGGCUCAAACAUCAAUAACUGGCUCGACAACGUGAACGAUGCCAUAUACUUUAUGAUCGAUAAAACGGACUACCUGCUUAAGCCUUCAAAUCUCAAUCACGAUAUCCAUCCUGAAGUUGAUCUGGCUGAAAACAAACUCGCUUAUCGAGCUUUGUUUUAUACUAUCAGCCCAAUGCUACACCUGUCUCAACAUUUUGAAAGUAUUGAACGACUUGCUGAUGCACUUGAACGCGAUGGUUUUGUCUGGACUCGCGAUUCAAUCCUUAGUAUAAUAUAUCAAGCCACAAUGCCAAAAUCACCCGAUUAUGAUACUGCUAACGUAAAACUCGACGUUAGAUGGAACACCGAUCAACGUCCAUUUAGCUCAGCCGAGGUCAGGAAUGCUCUGCAAACAGCUCAUCUCAAAUUACGCCGCGAAGAAUCCCAACUCGAUCUUAAUUCGGAUUUCAACGCUAUGAGUAUAUCAGCACGCGAACAAUGGCCUUGUAAUUAUUGUAAACAAAAGGGUCACUGGAUAGACGAGUGCCCGGAACUACACAACAAAGCGAGACGGGCGAUCAAAUCCCAGAAUCAUCCCACACCUCCCUCGUCACCUUUUCCUUCUAGACAAGAAACUAAGAAUGACCGGAACGUGAAUACACACGACACCAAAUCUGUACGAUUCUCUGACGCAUCGGCAAAACCCCAAGUUACCGCACUAUCGAUCGAAGAUUUUGCCAACGGAGAUGGAACUUUUUCACUUGACCGUGAAAUUCCAUUCGAUCCGCCAUCGGUCAUGUCCUACCGAAUCGAUCCUGACGAUAUUCUCGCUGCUGAGGAAGCUGCUCAGGCUCGAGCUGAAGAGUCCGAUAUUCCUAAGGAAUAUUUCAUGUGA
This is a messenger RNA of Melampsora larici-populina 98AG31, 1398 nucleotides long. RefSeq lists its product as uncharacterized. The record is from RefSeq and is a predicted model, not a curated record. The transcript has 2 exons. Gene Ontology annotation, molecular function: zinc ion binding; nucleic acid binding. The coding region runs from base 1 to 1398 and encodes 465 amino acids. Lineage: Eukaryota; Fungi; Basidiomycota; Pucciniomycetes; Pucciniales; Melampsoraceae.